Molecule: messenger RNA, 1038 nt
Organism: Echinostoma caproni
Lineage: Eukaryota; Metazoa; Platyhelminthes; Trematoda; Plagiorchiida; Echinostomatidae
Source: the annotation of a GenBank genome assembly
GUGUGGAAACGACGAUACGACGAAGCGUGUGCUGCACUCGCAGCGGGAACAGGUGAUUCGGGCGCAGUGAAAGAGGCGAAUGCCAUGCUUGUAUUGUACGACAGUCUCCAGUUGGCCCACAAGUGCAUUCUGAACUCAUUCUACGGGUAUGUGAUGCGUAGAGGGGCCCGUUGGCAUUCGAUGGAGAUGGCUGGGAUCGUGUGCCAUACAGGUGCCAACAUUAUUACGCGUGCCAGAGAAAUUAUAGAACAAGCUGAACCGUCGGUGAAACGUCAUUAUUUACGGAAAUGGCUUAAGGACUCUGCGUUAGACGAGGACACAGAUCUGCGUGAGAUUCUCGACUGGUCGUAUUACAUUGAACGACUGGGUAGUGCAAUCCAGAAGAUUAUCACCAUUCCUGCUGCCUUGCAACAAAUACCCAAUCCGGUGCCACGAGUCAGUCAUCCGGAUUGGCUACUUCGCCGUCUUGCUGAUAAAACUGACACUUGCAAACAACGCAAAUUGACAGACAUGAUGUCCCUGGCCACUAUGAAAAGCAUAGGUAUGGAACGCACGAAACCCGCAACAGACAUUGAAGAUCUGUCGUCCACUGUCUCCAGUGACGCAAUAUUUUCGGACUUAAACAAUCCCGAUCCGGCUGGGACUACGCCUCCGAUGCCGAUCGUUGUGAAAAACCGUCCUUCAGGUCGUGUCAGCCCCAUCGGCAAACGUACACGAUCUCCAUCCACUGGUGCUCCCCCUCCGCCUUGGCGCGAACAGUUGGGCGAUCCUCCAAGACUAGAUGAUGCGGACUCACAUGAAAAGUUACUUGCGUGGCUCAGUUUUCAUCAGGCUAAGUGGAAACUUCAAGCAGAACGCAGACGGUAUUUGGCUCGUCAGAAACAACUGUCCGCUCGCCACGGUAUUCAGUCUUUGGAGGAUGAUGACCUAACCGAUUGGACAUCUGCUGCCAAGCGUCAGCGGGGCAUGGAACGCUAUUUGACACAGACUCGAAUGACUUUGUGCAAUUCUGUGUGGCAGGUUAGUUAUGCAUGCUAA